This is a messenger RNA of Caenorhabditis remanei, 1155 nucleotides long. RefSeq lists its product as uncharacterized. The coding region runs from base 1 to 1155 and encodes 384 amino acids. NCBI's taxonomy places the organism in Eukaryota, Metazoa, Nematoda, Chromadorea, Rhabditida, Rhabditidae. The transcript has 5 exons. The record is from RefSeq and is a predicted model, not a curated record. Gene Ontology annotation, molecular function: zinc ion transmembrane transporter activity. Gene Ontology annotation, cellular component: membrane. Gene Ontology annotation, biological process: intracellular zinc ion homeostasis; zinc ion transmembrane transport.
AUGCGUGUUCUCAUCGGGUCUCUUCUCCUCCUCCUUCUCUGCCUACAGGCUCCGCCCAUUCUCUCCCAUCAACACUCUCACGAUGAAAAAAGUGGAAUCUUGACGAAAUUGGAUAUAGAGCAUUCGGAAGAGUUGCAUGAUCAUUCUGAUGAUCAUCAUGAUCAUGACCAUGACCAUGAACACGGCAAUUGGCACCGAAAGAAUCAGACGAAUCAAAAAAUGCAUCCAUCUCGACUGAGCACUCUGAAAAUCUGGGUGUUCUCGUUGACGGCGGUCGUCGGAAUCUCGUUGGCGCCGUGCACUCUUUUGUUCUUUAUUCCGGCGCAGCACGCGAAUGGACCAUUUCUGAAGAUUCUGUUGGCAUUCGGUGCGGGCGGUCUACUCGGAGACGCUCUUCUUCAUAUCAUUCCACAUUCAUUGAGUCCACAUGAUCAUGAUCAUGAUCAUGGACAUUCUGAUCAUUCUCAUGAUCAUUCCAAUCAACUUCGUGUAGGAAUCUAUGUUAUCGCUGGAAUUCUCGUGUUUAUGAUGGUUGAGCAGUUGGUUCGCAUUAUUAAGGGCGGUCACUGUCAUUCGCAUGAAAACGGACACAUUGUCGCCGAUGAGCAUCGUCAUUUGAAUGAUCAUCAUUCAGAGAAGAAACAAGAAGUCGAGGGAUUGAAGGACAUAAAAGCGAGUGCCUAUCUCAAUUUGGUCGCCGAUUUCGUGCACAAUUUGACAGAUGGAUUGGCGAUUGGAGCAUCAUUUUCAGCUGGAAGUACUCUCGGAUGGAUUACGACUUUGACUGUUUUACUCCACGAAUUGCCUCAUGAAGUCGGCGAUUUUGCGAUUUUGGUUCAGUCGGGAUUCUCGAAAUAUCAGGCCAUCCGUAUGCAAGCAGUCACCGCUCUCGGCGCCAUCACUGGAUGCAUAUUCUCUCUUGUUGUCUCGAAUCCGUCGAAUUCUCUGAAUUCAAAUGCUGCAACGAGUCCAAUUAUGCCAUUCACUGCUGGUGGUUUCAUAUACAUUGCGACUGUCUCUGUAAUUCCUGAACUUUUGGAAUCUGGAGAGCAUCGGAAUAUGUCGAAAGUUGCCAAAAUGGCACAGAGUUUGGUUCACGUCAUGGCUAUUUGUAUGGGUGUUGGAAUGAUGUAUAUUGUUAGUCUAGUGGAAUAA